AUGUUGUCAACCUUUUCAACGGUGGUUGCAGCCUUAGCUGGCCUAGCUAUCGCGCAGACCACAACGUACCAAGCCGAAGACGCAGCUUUGACAGGUGUCACAGUUGCGACUGAGGUGGCUGGCUAUACUGGCACUGGAUAUGUUGGUGGCUUUGACGCUGACGGCGACCAGAUCAAGUUCACCGUCACCAGCGCCACUCAAGCCCUGUAUGAUCUGAAAAUUAUCUACAAUGGGCCGUAUGGUGAUAAGUACACUACUGUUGCGCUGAAUGGUGCUGGAGGCGGCCAAGUGUCGUUGCCGGCUACCACGGCCUGGGUGACCAUUCCUGCUGGACAAGUUCUUUUGAAUGCGGGAUCGAAUACGAUCGAAAUCAAGAACAACUGGGGAUGGUAUCUCAUCGACGCCAUCACCUUGACACCUGCCGCUGCACGAGGGCCACACCAAAUCACCACAACUCCAGUCAACCCUAAUGCCGAUGCCAACGCGAAAGCCCUGCUCAAGUACCUCGGUAGCAUCUACGGCAAGAACAUCCUCUCCGGACAGCAGGACCAAGCCUCCCUCGACUGGGUGACCAACAACGUCGGAAAGACCCCAGCAAUCCUUGGCGUCGACCUCAUGGACUACACCGAGUCCCGCAUUUCUCGCGGAGCUUCUAGCACAGACGUCGACAAGGCCAUCGCCUUCGCCGCCAAAGGUGGCAUAAUCAACUUCGUGUGGCACUGGGGUGCGCCCGUGGGGCUAUACGACACCGCCGCGCAGCCUUGGUACUCGGGUUUCUACACGGCAGCAACGGAUUUCAAUAUCACCACCGCACUUAAGGAUACCACGAAUGCCAACUACACCCUCCUGAUCAAGGACAUUGACACCAUCGCCGUGCAGCUGAAGAAGCUGGAGGCUGCUGGCGUCCCUGUCCUGUUCAGGCCACUGCACGAGGCUGAGGGCAAGUGGUUCUGGUGGGGGGCCCAGGGUCCCGAGCCGGCCAAGAAGCUGUGGGGCAUUGUCUAUGACCGCAUCACCAACUACCACAAGAUCAACAACCUCCUGUGGGUUUGGAACUCGGUGGCGGCUGAUUGGUACCCCGGCAGUGCUACUGUCGACGUGGUCAGCGCGGAUACCUACACUCAAGGCGACCACGGCCCCAUUUCAGCGACAUACAACGCGCUUCUCGAUCUCGUCGGCGAUAAGAAAAUUAUCGCGGCGGCCGAGAUUGGCUCCGUCAUGGACCCUGCCCAGUUGAAGCUGUACCAAGCAGAUUGGGUCUACUUCGUGGUCUGGAGCGGCGACUUCAUCUCCGGCGGAAGCUGGAACUCCCUCGACUUCCUGAAGUCUGUCUACUCGUCAGACUACGUCCUCACCCUUGACGAGAUCCAAGGAUGGAAGAACGGAGGCGGCGCUGUGACGAGCACCAGCAGGACCACCGCCACUACAAGCUCACGAUCCAGUACUGCACAGACCUCAUCGAGCACUACGGUCCGGACAACGUCGACUACGCUGAGGACGACCACAACGAGCACGUCCGCUACUCCUUCGGCUACUGGGGUCGCACAGCAGUGGGCCCAGUGUGGAGGAAACGGAUGGACAGGCCCAACAGCCUGUGCAAGUCCAUAUGUCUGCACAAAGCAGAAUGACUGGUACUGGCAAUGCGUCUAA
Messenger RNA from Diaporthe batatas, 1650 nucleotides. RefSeq lists its product as uncharacterized. Lineage: Eukaryota; Fungi; Ascomycota; Sordariomycetes; Diaporthales; Diaporthaceae. The record is from RefSeq and is a predicted model, not a curated record. The coding region runs from base 1 to 1650 and encodes 549 amino acids. Gene Ontology annotation, biological process: substituted mannan metabolic process. Gene Ontology annotation, molecular function: cellulose binding; mannan endo-1,4-beta-mannosidase activity. Gene Ontology annotation, cellular component: extracellular region. The transcript has 5 exons.